AUGGUCUUCGACAUCAUCACCGCGACCGCCCUCUGCCCAGCCAUCAUCGCCACGAAACAAGCUAUCGACGGCGGCUCAAAGGGCAAUCAGAGAGCAGGGAACAAGAGUAUCAACCAGGAGCUUUAUGUGAGGUUCCCGGGGGGACAUCCGUAUAGGCGCAAAUUCGAAGGUGCGAGAGUGGUCUUGAUGAACGGCAAGCUAUAUGUCGAACACGCCGACUCACAUUUCGCACACAACUCAAUACACCCCGCCUGUGGCCGAUUUCAAUCCUCCCCCGAGUACUCUGCCGCCUGGGCCAAAGUCGGGCACAAAGGCGACUGCCUCACCACUACUACUCCCUCAUCUACCCCGUCUUCCUCCCCCUCCCUCAUAUACGUCGACCUCACCACCCACGAGCUCAAAUACGGUCCGCCCGAAGAAGCCGAAGACCACUACCCCGGCCCUUGGAGCUGUACCGAGAUCGAGCAUCGUGUCUUGUUUGAAGGCUGGGAAGGAUGGGUCGUGGUACAAGAAGAUGCGGAAAAAGAUCUGUGGGCGUUGUAUUUCGAUAGGAGCGAUGAUGGGCUGACGGGAGAGGGGAAAGUGGGGGAUUUUGAGACGACGGGCGUGCAGAUGCGGAUGUUGUAUGUACGGCUGGCGCGUAGGGAAGAGCCCAGAACUAUUGGGAAGCAUGAGCAGGAGAAGGCGGAGGGGAAGAAGAAGAAGGAAGAGCUGGAGCUGGAUGAUGAUAAGAGCUUGUUGUAG
Cryptococcus wingfieldii CBS 7118 is the source of this 744-nucleotide messenger RNA. RefSeq lists its product as hypothetical. Bases 1 to 744 code for a protein of 247 amino acids. The record is from RefSeq and is a predicted model, not a curated record. The transcript has 2 exons. NCBI's taxonomy places the organism in Eukaryota, Fungi, Basidiomycota, Tremellomycetes, Tremellales, Cryptococcaceae.